This is a messenger RNA of Dunckerocampus dactyliophorus (ringed pipefish), 8474 nucleotides long. Its product is annotated as long-chain fatty acid transport protein 2-like. The transcript has 10 exons. The coding region runs from base 1129 to 2985 and encodes 618 amino acids. The record is from RefSeq and is a predicted model, not a curated record. Lineage: Eukaryota; Metazoa; Chordata; Actinopteri; Syngnathiformes; Syngnathidae. Gene Ontology annotation, molecular function: long-chain fatty acid-CoA ligase activity; long-chain fatty acid transmembrane transporter activity.
GCUGGGAUAAUUUUGAAGACGCAGUUGAUUAGGCUUUAUCCUUACUUUUUGGACAAAAAUAUCUGGACACCUGGCCAUCACACCUGCAAGAAGUGAAAAUGACAGAGCUAGACUGCUCUCACAGCUUCCAUUCCUCUGGGAAGACUUUCUGCGAGAACAUUUGUGAAGUCUGACUAUUACCAUCUCUGUUCUUGCUCAUCUCAAAUGUGCGUGGUGUGUUUAAAUUGAUGUUAGGCUUCUGUGCAGCUUCUUCCACACCAAACUCAUCUAAACAACCACGAUUUCGGCCGAUACCGAUCACAUGGAUUAACUGUAGUGUUGUCAAUGUAUUUAGAAUGAGUGCUAUUGUUCGGGGCAGUCGUUAAAAAUUCCAAGGGCCCCUGGUAAAUAGGUUAUUAUUAAAAAAUAAACUUAAUAAUUUGCCUUUUUUUGCGUGAAACAAUUUUUGUAUUUCACACAAACCUGAAUUGAAUUUGACGCAUGUUUUGGAGUAAUACAAAUACAUGUGGAAAUAAACUGUUCAAUAUUUUUUUUUAGGUCAAGAUAACAAAAUGAUAUAAUAAAACAAUACAAAUAAAUACCUUUAGUGAAUAGAAAUCUGUCCAGCUUAACUUAAAAGAGAAUAAAUUCAGUGUCCAGUUUGCAGGGUUCUCCAACUUUCGCUAUCAAAACUGUCAGCUAUUUGUGUUUUAUUUAUGACUGGCAACAUUUAAAUUGUACACUACUUUAUAUAUACUUUAUACUCUGCCGAUAUUGAUCGGUAACGGAUCGAUUGGCGCAUCCCUAAUAUGAACCACACAGGAAGUGGUUUGGUCCGCAACGUAUCAAAGCUGAUGUGUGUGAAUAUCUAAUUUUGUCUAAAAUACGAACGUAAUAGGUCUGCUUUCAUGGAUGAUUAAGGAUAUUAAGAAAUACUCACCUCUGAGAGGCUGAAAUCUGAGGACAUCUACAUUUUUAAAUCCAAAAACAAUUAAUGAAAAAACAAUAUAGUCGACUGGAAAAAAGGGCGCCUGCUCACUCACAAUAGAAGAAAAGAGAAAGAAGCAAAGUCCAGUGGGCGUACACAGUACAAGCUUAUUUUCUACUUCACUUCACAGCAGUAGUAAACGCUGUCUUCUGUUCAUCACCAUGCUGGCGUACAUUUUAUAUACCGCGUUUGCGGGCUUGGCCAUCGUUCCGUUAUGUCUUUACUGGAGAAACCCUUACUUUUGGCAAGAUCUGACUUACACACUUACUGCAAUUAAAAUCGGAAGACGACUCAGGAUAUUUUCGACGCAGAAACCAUUUUACAGCAUUCUGGACAGUUUUUUGGAUAAAGUGGCCAAACAACCGCACAAGAAGUUCAUAUUGUUCGAGGAGAGCAGCUACACGUACAGACAGGCCGACCAAGAAAGCAACCGCGUAGCCAGAGCCCUAUCCAGCCUGCUCAAGGAAGGCGAUACGGCGGCCGUGUUUAUGGGCAACGAGCCACUCUUCGUAUGGCUCUGGCUCGGCCUCUCCAAACUGGGAUGUACCGCUGCGCUGCUCAACUACAACAUUAGGUCCAAAUCUCUGUUGCACUGCUUCUCUUGCUGUGAUGCCAAGGUGCUGCUGGCAGGAGCUGACCUACGAGAGGCUGUGGAGGAGGUGCUCCCAAGUCUGAAGCAGCAGGGGGUCCGUGUGUUCAUCCUCAGCGAAGGACAUGAGUCAGAUGGUAUAGAGUGUCUCUCGGACAAGAUUCAACAGGCCUCCGACCAACCUUUGUCACCUCAGCUGAGGGCCAAUGUUAACAUAAAAAGCCCUGCACUGUACAUCUAUACCUCAGGAACCACAGGGCUUCCCAAGGCGGCUAUCAUUAACCACGAGAGGUUGUGGUUUGCAACCUUUCUUCAGUCAUUUGCCGGCGUACGCUCGGAUGACAUCAUCUACGUGUACCUGCCUCUUUACCACAGCGCUGGCUUCCUCAUGGGGCUGUGUGGAGCCAUCGAAAAUGGCAUCACUGUUGUUUUAAGACGUAGAUUUUCUGCAUCGCACUUCUGGAAUGACUGCAGGAAGUACAAUGUUACAAUUAUUCAGUACAUCGGUGAGAUUAUGCGAUAUCUCUGCAACACACCAAAGCGAGACAAUGACCGAGAUCAUAAAGUCAGAGUGGCGGUGGGAAAUGGGCUAAGAGCAGAUACCUGGGAAGAUUUCCUUAAACGCUUUGGGGAUAUUUGCAUCUGUGAGUGCUAUGGCGCUACGGAAGGAAAUAUUGGCUUUGUCAACUACACUGGGAAGAUUGGAGCCAUUGGCAAAGUGCAUUUCCUUCACAAAAUGGCCUGUCCCUAUGCUCUCAUAAGGUACGACACAGAGAAAGAGGAGCCAGUCAGAGACUCCAAAGGAUUUUGUAUUGAAGUGCCCAGAGGAGAGACUGGUCUGUUGGUGUGUAAGAUUGGAGUGAGCGCCCCCUUCACUGGCUAUGCCAAGAACCAGCAACAGACUGAGAAGAAGAAGCUGAGAGACGUAUUUGUGAAGGGAGACCUCUACUUUAACAGUGGCGACCUCCUUAACAUCGACCACGAGGGCUUUGUCUUCUUUCAAGACCGCAUCGGAGACACUUUCAGGUGGAAAGGAGAAAAUGUGGCAACCACAGAGGUGUCCGAUCAUUUGGUGAUGGUGGACUGCAUUGAGGAGGCUAACGUCUACGGUGUGAAGGUGCCAGGACACGAGGGAAGAAUUGGAAUGGCAGCAUUGACACUGACAGAAAACAUGGACUUUGAUGGCAAAGCUGUGUAUCAGCAUGUGAAAAACUACCUUCCCAGCUACGCAAGACCACGCUUUAUUCGCAUCCAGGAUGCACUGCCGGUGACUGGUACGUUCAAGCAAAUAAAGGUGAAGCUGGCUGAGGAGGGCUUCAAUCCCAGCAUCAUCAAAGAUCAUUUGUUUUUCCUCGAGGACAAUAAGGGCUACGUCCCCAUGACUCAGGAGAUGUUUGAAUCCGUUGCAGAGGGAAGAAUCAAACUGUGAAUCACUUUAGUAGCUGUGAAACUGAUUACGAAGCCUUUACAUAGAGCGGAACACUUUUUCAGUUCAUUUCAAAGCACACAAUGUCCUGGUUUGGUCAUGUUUGAGAAUGAUGUAGUGCAAGCGUCCUUUGUUUUUAACAUGUUUUCAAAGCUCCCAGUUUGUGAUAUUCUCUUCCAAUCCGAUUUAAGCGCUGAUUAAGUGCAUGCAGACUGAGCAUGUUUAAAGGAGUUUGGGCACAGGAGUAGUGUCUAUUGGUGGAGGGGUGGCAUCUGUGUUGGUUUUAGGGGGGGAAGGGAUACAGUUUAUUCUCCUGCAAGUGGAGGUCAAGUGUUUUGGAGCCUGAGACACUUUCAGAGAGCAGCACAACUGGUGGCGACUACCCUGUGCCCACUGAUUGCAGAAACUUGGAACACUGUAGAACUUGGUGAGCUUUUUCAUGGCUUGUUUUCCCACAAUAUUUGCAGACAUCUCUGCCAUCUUUACUGUGUCACCGUCUCCCGCUGUUACUGAUGUUGGGAGCAUGGCGGCUUCAUCUUGAGGGCUUAGUCUUUUCUCAAAGGCAUAGCCGGAUUUGAGACCGGGGUAAUUGUAUGGCAAAGGCUCACUGUUGCAGCUAAGAGAGCGCAUUGGCCUCCUAGACCUAUUCCAAGCCUUGUCAAUCCAAAGCUCCACUUGGGCUUUGUCCAUCCUGGGGGCUGUCUCCUCAGCCUUCUCGGGUAUAGCAUCUUGCUUCUCUUCAUCUCUUUUUACCCCGUCUUUUAACUUUACAUAAUCAGGGGCACGUGUCUCAGCUAGGAGAUUGGAAGCUAUUUUGGAGAUAAUGUCCCAGUCCCUCCGGAUGUCUUCUGCUGUGGUGAACUGUGAGGUCACGGUAAAUCGAAGGAUGCGUUUAGUGUGAAUGUCCGCAGGAAUGAGGUAUAUGGCACCAGAGUGUGUCAGUCUUCUCAGCAGUUCCUGGGUUAAAGCAUUACCGCCCUGAAAGAACAGAAAGCUCAGUUAAAUGCAAUACAGUGGAACCUCGGUUUUGGUUAAUAAUCCGUUCCAAAGCAGCCGUGGAAAACCGAAUCGUAUGAAAACCAAAAAAAUGUUUUCCAUAUGAAACUAUGUCAAUCCAAUUAAUUAAAUCCAGACACGCAGAACACUUUUAAUAUUGAUCAAUUAUACUUUUACAUGAAGAAAACGGUGUUAAAUGCAUAUAAAUAACCAAUUAAAUGGAUAAAUGAACAUUUAACAUAACUUGUACCUUUAUAGAAGACCUUUGUUUGCAAGACAGCGAUGAGCAGCGAGGGAGAGCGGAUGGGAGAGACACAGGCUUCUUUCUUGAAUCCAAUAGUGUUUCCCACCUUAUUUGUCAAAGUGUUACAGCCGAGAUCACACAGACGACGACUUGUGUGCUCACACAACUUUGUUUACAUCAGCUGAAAUAAUCACUACAAUUUGGUUUCAUGGUGGGUUACUUUGCAGCCCCACUCAAUUUCAAAAAGCACAGAAACUGUCUGAAAGCCUGCUCGCCUAACAAAGAGUGACGCAGUGCCCUUGUACGCCUCGUUACGUGAACAGAUGCACUGACAGCGCAGGGAGCACAGCACUUGAUAGAUCCUGGUCGGACACAAAAAAAGGAGACAGACACGGAGUUACACACAUAAUAAAGAUGAUUCAAGGAUUCCCCUGGCCGGAAUCUGUGUCCCAAGUGUAAAAGAACAAGUAUCCAUUCUACACAGAGACUGUGCCACCAAUGCGUAGAUGCUUCGUUUGGGCAGUGGAUUCUACAAAAUGAUACGUGGGCAAACAAACUAGUGUGUGAGGCCCAAUGUUUGGCCGUACGAUAACCGAGACGGUGUACGAAUUUUCGGCGAAAACCGGGGCAUAUAAAAACUGAGGCACCAACGUAUCUUAAAAAAAAACACAGCAAGCGAGACCAAUUUUGAUUAGUCCAAGGAUCCGCUCAUAAUCCCUCGGUCCUUCACCUCUAGAUGAUAAAACCACACAGUUCAUUGACUUACCUUUGAACAAGGUGUGUCUGAGAAGUUUGUACAUCUCCACAAUGAUUAGCUUUUGUAGAACACUUUGCUUCACAGAAAGGACUCAAGGUAACUAUUACAACGUUCAUAUUUUACUACUGCGCUAUACCUACUUUGAGACAGAAGACAACCAGGCCAAGGUAUCUCUUUGCAGGAAUGUCAAAAUGUGGGUCACUCCUUAUCAGAGACUCUAGGAGCUUUGCCAUCUCAAUACCCUAAAGGGGCAGUAAUCAAAGUCAAAGGCAUGCAAAACCAGCGUUUGAUGCGCUAUAUGGACAAAAGUAUUGGGACACCGUUGCAUCUAUAACAGCUUAUGCUCUAAGAUUCUGGGGUUCCAGAAUAACAUUUAUGAGGUUGCUGAUGUUGGACCCGCGAGAGGGCUCACCACCUCUUUUCUAGUUUGCCCCAAAGGUCAGGGUUCUGUACGCACAAAAAAGCACUGCCAUGCAUUAACAGAAAAAUGGAUGCAUAAAAUUGUCCACAAUGCAAAUUCGGUGUGCUCCAAGUCUUUUGUACAUGUAGUGCAUGUACUCCCAUAUAAUGUGCAUGAAGGCAAUAGACUCUAACAUACAUGUCGAAUAUGUGCCUGGAGGUUUUUCAGUCCAAAUGAGCGCAUGACAAACCAAAGCUUGAGGGAGCGGAAACGGCGACUGAGGGGAAUUUGCCAGUUCUGCACAGAAAAAAGAAAUCAGCAUCGUGAUCAGACAAAAUGAUAUACGAGGAGACCUGGAUGUGUAAUACAACAGCACGGGAUCAUACCAUGAAGUCUGUGGCUGUUUGUGAGUUGUCGUGUUUGAGAUAAAUUGGGUCGACACUGAACGUCUGUUGGAGUUUCAGUCUGUCUUUUACCCUGAGACAAACGUGGAAACAACUUAUUCCAACGGUGGGACCAUUUAGGGACUACAUGGUGUCUUACGAGUCUUACAAAAUGUGUGUUAAAUGCAGUACAGAUGAGAUGUAUUCACCAAAAAGCUGUGCAGUCAAAAUGAACCAUCAUCCAUUUCGAUGGGUUGAAGACGAACGAGUCUGCAAAUUCGAUGCCUUCGAGGGACCAGCGCAGCUCUGGACAGAAAUAGGCGGAGCCAGCAUACGCAGCAUCCACAUGGAGCCACAGUCCCUCUUCUGCACCUGCACAAUGGUUCAAAUGAAACAAAUCCAUUGCGUAGAAUAUUUGACUUUAUUAAGAAAUGUAAAUAUAAGGGCAAAUAUGAAGACAUACACACUGGUCCCAGUUCAGAGAGCUUGUCAAAGGCACAAACUCCUGUAGUUCCCAAAGUGGCGCACAGCUUACCCAUGGAAUGAACAUAAGAGGAAAAUGUAAUGUGAUUUAUUUGUAUGAUAGUUGCAUUUUGAACUAGUUAUAGAUUAGGAAAAAUAAAUAUCACACAUGACAUGACAUGAAAGCCUUAGCAGAUAAAGAGAUCUAUUAUGGAGUAUUCCUCAAGCUAUCCUUCAGUACGUACCAGAAAAGGGACCAGUCCUCUCCUCCUGUCCUCUUGUAUUGCUUGUUUCAACGUCUGUCCUCUGAGGGACAGAUGCUCAUCCGUGGGAAGAAAUCGUAUUUUCACCAGAGAGAUCUGACCCGCCUUCUCCACCGAGGAGUGGGCCUGUGAGCAGAGGAACACGUCAUUCAUUGGAACUUUACCUCAGUCAAAGGUGGUAUUGUUGAAAUAGUAUCAACCUGAUCAGAAGCGUAAGCCACUAGUGUUGAAUUGAGGACAGAGUCAUCCAUGUCCUGAUCCAGCUCGGCCCGCAGCUGCAGAAUUUUGUCCUUCCUGGCUGCCAACAAAGCUACCAGUGUGCCUUCGCUGACUGUGCUCUAUUAGGACAGUGUCGGUGUCAUUGACGGCUCAUGAUGUUGAGCGGGGUCAAACAAAGGUGGAGUCUACCUGUAAUAUACCUCCUCCCCUGCUCUCGGAGUGGUGAUGGAGGAAGAAGUGAGGAAGCCCUAAGGCUUUACAAAGCCAGUCCAUCACAUUCAUUUCCAACUCCGUGCAUGCAGGACUGGAUGCCUGUGCAAAACACAAACACGAUAUACGGUAUGAUGAGUAUAGAAGCUCCUGUUGCUUUAUUCCUUCACUCACCCAUGUGAAGCCGACACAGUUGAUGGCGUCAGCCAACAUGUCCCCCAGCAUUGAGGGCCAUGACGUCAGACUGGGGUAGUAGGCGUGCAUGUAAGGACUCUGCCAGUGAACCAUCUGCACAAAGUGUUUAAAACAUGAAUGAAGCUGGAAUCGGGUGACAUGAUGACAAACAGGAACUUACUCCCGGCAUGAUGACCUUCUCAAUGUCGUCAAAGAUUCUCUCCCAGUCUUCAGGCUCUGUGGGUGCACUGUCUGGGAGAAGUGCCUUCAUGUAACCUGGUUUUACAUCUGGAAUCACUCUUCUCUCUCGGAUGGAGCCCAGGUACUUUGUGAUGUAGUCCACCAACUCCUUACCUGAGCCGUAAACAAGGAUGAUAACAUUGCAUGGUAUGUUGUCUCCUGUGAAAAACACUAUAGACUGACAAAAUAAGUCCAUUAUCAAAAUAGCAGGCGGUUAUUACCUCUGCGAUUGUAUUCCUUGGCCUGCAUAUUUCUUCAGGUGAGGUGAGGUUCUUGAGCAGUUUGAGAGUGGUUCUGCAGGGACGCUGCCUUUUUUCAGUGGUCCAGACCAUCUCACAUCUAUAUAGACACAAGUGGGAAGAGCACGCCCUAAAACUGGUGACGCAUUUCAAUGCUUAACAGACGUUCUUUCAUGAUAGAUAGAUAGAUAAUGAAUCAGUCCAAUUGUAUAUAAGAUGUUUACACAAAACUCUCUGAGAAGCAUGAAUAUGUCAAUAUUAUAACUAUAUUGAUGUAUUGAUCUAUUCAUCUUGUACAUUUUUAUCUAUACAUCUGUUCCUCUUUACCACAACAUUAUUAUAUUAUGUUAUGUUAUGUUAUGGGCCGCACGGUGGUCUAGUGGUUAGCACAUUCGCCAAUACAGGAACAGCCUGGAGAUCGGGAAGACCUGGGUUCGAUUCUCCCCUUUGCAUGUUUGCAUGUUCUCCCCGUGUGUGCGUGGGUUUUCUCCGGGUACUCCUCCCACAUUCCCAAAACAUGCAGGUGAGGUUAAUUGGCGACUCUAAAUUGUCCAUAGGUAUGAAUGUGAGUGUGAAUGAUUGUUUGUCUAUAUGUGCCCUGCGAUUGGCUGGCGACCAGUCCAGGAUGUACCCCACCUGUCGCCCAAAGUCAGCUGGGAUAGGCUCCAGCAUGCCCCCGCGACCCUAAUGAGGAUGAAGCGGUAUAGAAAAUGGAUGGAUGUUAUGUUAUGUGGUGUGGUAUGAUAGGGUAUAGUAUUGUAUUGUAUAUUGUAUUAUAUUACAUUACAUUACAUUACAUUAUAUGCCACACGGUGGUGUAGCGGUUAGCAUGUUGGCCAACACAGUAACAGUCUGGAGAUCGGUAACAGUCUGCCCCAGUGAAUGCGCUGCUCAGACACAAUGCC